UUUGCUAUCGCAUGACAGCACUGGAUCAAUUCAAACUAAAACGCUUCUCUGUCUUUGUUUGCCAAUCAUGUUUAGGUCACGCUCGAAAGAUCGAGCUGCUACUAGUCCCGAUCCUGCGACAAUGGCGUCGAAGAAACCAAAGCAUUCUCGGACGCAUAAUACGAAGAAACCUUCGCCCUCAAGGUCCAAGCAUGUCCCUGCUCUGCUUUUGAUGCUGUUAUUCGUUCUCAUCCUUCUUGUCGCUUUCGUAAUCUUCUCCCAUCAGGUCCGCACCAAAGGCACCCCGAGUGCUAAAGAUAUCACUUCUUUCCUUCACAAGACCGUGAAGAGUUUUGAUGGGUUGGGAGAGAAAGAGCAGCAAUGGACGGAAGUUAUCUCCUGGGAGCCUAGAGCAGCCGUUUUUCAUAAUUUCCUGUCUAGGGAGGAAUGUGAAUACCUGAUUGGUCUUGCGAAGCCUCGUAUGGAGAAAUCAGAAGUUGUCGAUAGCACGACCGGGAAGAGUGUUGAUAGCGGGGUACGCACAAGCUCUGGGACAUUUCUCACGAGAGGGCACGAUAAAAUCGUUAGGAGCAUAGAGGAGAGGAUUGCAAAAUCCACAUUCAUUCCUGUAGAGCAUGGGGAAGGACUUCAUGUGCUCCGUUAUGAGCUUGGUCAGAUGUACGAGCCCCAUUUUGACUAUUUCCUGGAUGAAUUCAACCCUAAGAAUGGGGGCCAACGGAUGGCCACUGUUCUUAUGUACCUUUCUGACGUUGAAGAAGGAGGGGAGACGGUAUUUCCCGAUGCCAAGGGAAACAUUAGUGCAGUUCCUUGGUGGAAUGAAUUAUCUGAAUGUGCAAAGAAGGGCCUCUCUGUUAAACCCAAGAUGGGUGAUGCAAUUCUUUUCUGGAGCAUGAAGCCUGAUGCCACUCUGGAUCCUUCAAGUUUGCAUGGUGCUUGCCCUGUUAUCAAAGGAACUAAGUGGUCAUGUGCCAAGUGGAUGCGUGUCAACGAGUACCAGGUCUGAGCUAAACAGUUGCGCUGAAGGUUAUCCGGAUGAUUCAUUGUAGACUGUAUAAAUGUGUUAGAAUUCCAAGCUGACUCUUCUUCGGAUGAGAAAUCUAUGAUGUAUGCUUGUACGACCCAGACUCUUCUUCGGAUGAGAAAUCCGGAUGAUUCAUUGUAGACUGUAUAAAAACUGGGCUUCCUUUCCGAGGAGUUAAUCUGCGCACCAAAUUUACUUUUUCUUAGGAAACUAGAAAGAUGGAAUGGUUACGCUGUAUUUCAAUGCCCAACUGUAAUACCAAAAGAAAAAUUUUAAAUGGAAAUUCAUCAAAUUGAUUGUUU
This is a messenger RNA of Nelumbo nucifera (sacred lotus), 1323 nucleotides long. Its product is annotated as putative prolyl 4-hydroxylase 10. Gene Ontology annotation, molecular function: procollagen-proline 4-dioxygenase activity; iron ion binding; L-ascorbic acid binding. Gene Ontology annotation, cellular component: endoplasmic reticulum. NCBI's taxonomy places the organism in Eukaryota, Viridiplantae, Streptophyta, Magnoliopsida, Proteales, Nelumbonaceae. The record is from RefSeq and is a predicted model, not a curated record. Gene Ontology annotation, biological process: peptidyl-proline hydroxylation to 4-hydroxy-L-proline.